Mesoplodon densirostris (Blainville's beaked whale) is the source of this 3856-nucleotide messenger RNA. It is a transcript of the gene D2HGDH, whose product is annotated as D-2-hydroxyglutarate dehydrogenase. The transcript has 9 exons. Gene Ontology annotation, molecular function: catalytic activity; FAD binding. The record is from RefSeq and is a predicted model, not a curated record. NCBI's taxonomy places the organism in Eukaryota, Metazoa, Chordata, Mammalia, Artiodactyla, Ziphiidae. Bases 1606 to 2928 code for a protein of 440 amino acids. Gene Ontology annotation, cellular component: mitochondrion.
GGGACUUUCCGUCUUUAGUUCUAGGAUGACAGGGCCGUCUCGGCAGGUUUGUGGUAUCAUCGGGGAUGACCAGGUGGAGAGGGAAACGUGACGACACAGGGACAGGAGGAACGUCCUCGAGGAAGCGUCAGGGGGCCACAGUCCCGUGGGUGGUGCAGAUGCUGGGGUGGGGGGCAGCUUGUUCUGCGGGCCACUGGACGCCAGGAGGCCAGGUCUGAGUCCUGCUGUUGACGGUCUCCAUGGCCCGGCCAGCAGGCUCCUGCAGAGGGUGGGCAGGAGGUCCUGGGCCUCAGCUCUGCCCUGUCGUGUGCAAGCAGCCCCGAUGUACGACGUACACAAGGGGCGGCAACCAGGCAUGCUGUUCUGACCCUGAGGUCGGUGGGCACUGACAUCCCCGGGACUCAGCUGGGAGACCGAGAACCGGGGGCGCCACCAGGUUCGUGUGAGUGAGGACGGCGCCUGGAUGAGGCCCCAGGGGAGGAGGGCGCCUCUGACACCCCAAGCCCCGAGGUGUUCUGAGGGAGGGAGAGGGGUCAGUGCCCUAGGGCUGCACGGGAAGCAGAGACAAGAGGCAGGAGUGCCGGAGCAGCUGCGCCAGGGCACAGGGUGCUCAGGAGGCAAGGAGAGUGGAUGGCCUCCUGGGGGUGAGGCACCUGGAAACGCUGGGAUGCUGCUGGCAGGUGGUGGGCGGGGUGCUGAGCGAGCCUGGAUCCAGGGCGGUCCCCCUGCAGGGACAGCCCCCAGAGCACUGUGAGGGUGCUGAGAGGGAGGAAGGCCGCAGUGGGGUGGUGUCCGGAGCCUGUGCAGCCGGCCUUUCCGCCUGUCCCCUCGCUGGCCUGCGCAUCCCGGCCUGUCCGGGCUGGAUGCUCCUUCCCUCCAGUCCUGGGCGGUUCCCCCGAGUUGCCUCUGAUGAUUCUCUGCUCUGUGCUCCGUUCUCUUUGUAGGCUCCCCUUAUUAACACAUUGGACCGUUUUCUUAUCCUUUCCCCUAUGAGAAAGUAAACUUCCCAGGGGCGGGAGAACUCGUCUGUUUUUAUUCUCUGUGCCCAUCACAGGGCACAUAGGGUGGGCGCUCAGGUGUUGCUGAGAAACUGUGUGAGUGAAACCGACAGGAGCCUCGGGGGUGACCAGGGUCCCUGGACUGUGCUGUCCUAAAGGAUCUGGAUGCCAAACAGCCAGCUGCCUGGGCAGACACGGUUCAUUUGAUGAAAAGCAAGUGAGAAAUGGCUUUCAGAAUAUAAAAGGGUAAGGUAGAAGCCACAGCCCAGUCUCAGAGCUCCAUGAAAUCUCUGGCCAGCAGGAGCACCUGCUAGACGACCCGCUGUCCUCCUGCAGCCUCUUAGCCACUUAAAGUACGGAUACUUCCCACAAAAUAGAAAGGGUGGAAAGAGACCUGUUGUCUUGGAGGCAGUGGUCAGCAAUGCCAACAGACGAGGCCACACUGGACAUCAAAUAAAUCGUGACAGCAAAGAAUUGUAACCAAUGAACAACCUAAGAACCCAUGAGCCCGCACUGCUGUGAUUAAAUAGCCAAGGACACAAAUACAUGAGAGGGAAGGGGAGGCCCCUUCUUACAGCAGAAGGUUGACUCGAGUGCGGGCGGACGGAUGGAUUUAGAAACAUCACCCCUGGUACCUGUCCUGAGAACAGAUUCAGGCUCCAGCAAGGUGCUGCUGAGGCCCCGGACGUCCCAGGAGGUGGCGCACAUCCUCAGGUACUGUCACGAGAGGAACCUGGCUGUGAGCCCACAGGGGGGCAACACGGGCAUGGUGGGGGGCAGUACCCCCGUCUUUGAUGAGAUCAUCGUGUCCACUGCCCUCAUGAACCAGAUCGUCAGCUUCCACAACGUGUCCGGGGUCCUGGUCUGCCAGGCGGGCUGCGUCCUGGAGGAGCUGAGCCGGUAUGUGGAGGAACGGGGCUUUGUCGUGCCGCUGGACCUCGGGGCAAAGGGCAGCUGCCACAUCGGGGGGAACGUGGCGACCAACGCGGGCGGCCUGCGGUUCCUGCGCUACGGCUCGCUGCGAGGGACGGUCCUGGGCCUGGAAGUGGUGCUGGCCGAUGGCACCAUCCUUAACUGCCUCACGUCCCUGCGGAAGGACAACACGGGCUAUGACCUGAAGCAGCUCUUCAUCGGGUCGGAGGGCACCCUGGGGGUCAUCACCGCCGUGUCCAUCUUGUGUCCGCCCAAGCCCAGCGCUGUGAAUGUGGCUUUCCUCGGCUGUCCUGGCUUUGCUGAGGUUUUGCAGACCUUCUGCACCUGCAGGGGCAUGCUGGGCGAGAUCCUGUCCGCAUUCGAGUUCAUGGACGCCGAGUGCAUGAAGCUGGUCGGGCUCCACCUCCGUCUUGCCUGCCCUGUGCAAGAAAGCCCGUUCUACGUCCUCAUCGAGACCUCGGGCUCCGGGGCGGGGCACGAUGCGGAGAAGCUGAGCGGCUUCCUGGAGCAGGUGCUGGGCUCGGGGCUGGUGACCGACGGGACCCUGGCCACCGAUCAGAGGAGGAUCAAGAUGCUGUGGGCCCUGAGGGAGAGGAUCACUGAGGCCCUGAGCCGGGACGGCUACGUGUACAAGUACGACCUCUCGCUGCCCCUGGAUAGGCUCUACGACCUCGUGAGCGACCUGCGGGCCCGCCUCGGCCUGCACGCCAAGCACGUGGUGGGCUACGGCCACCUGGGGGACGGCAACCUGCACCUCAACGUGACGGCAGAGGCCUUCAGCCCGUCGCUGCUGGGCACCCUGGAGCCCUACGUGUACGAGUGGACGGCCAGGCAGCGGGGCAGCGUCAGUGCCGAGCACGGCGUGGGCUUCAAGAAGAAGGAUGUCCUUGGCUACAGCAAGCCACCCGAGGCCCUGCAGCUCAUGCAGCAGCUCAAGACCCUCCUGGACCCCAAGGGCAUCCUGAACCCCUACAAGACGCUGCCCACCCGCACCUGAUGCCCUCUGCGGUCAGCGGGAGACUCGGGAGGGGCCUCGAUCCUUGGCUUUGCUUGUGGGGCGUGACUGCAGGGCUGGCGUGGGCUCACAGGGCCUCCAUCCGACGGAGCCAGCGGCAGGCGGGGUGACCAGCCCCCUGGUUGGCAGUGGGGAGCUGGCCCUGUGGAGCCUGGGACACGUGGCUCUAUGCAGGAUUCCUCCGGGCGCUCUGCCGGUUCUGUUGGGUGGGCCGAGUGGAGAGGGCUGCCCUGUCCUCGCUCCAUCCUCGUGGCGGGCACUCCAUCCCUUUGCAGGUCCUGGACAGGCCAGGUGGGUGAGCAGUUCCGCCUAAUCAGAAUAGACCAGGUCGCCCCUGCUUUGCCUGUGGCCCCGGGAUUCCACCUUGCGGGGUGCAGCUCUGGGAGGGGGCACGGGUGGUCCUUCCGCUGGUCCCCGCGCCGUGUGAGCCUCCGAGGUGCCCUGGGCAGAGGUGGUGAACUGCACGUGGGCAACAGAGCACCGUGCGGUGGGUGCACGCGGAGCUCUGACCAACAGAGCCUGGGCCAUCGGGCGCUUUACGGAUGACUUUUAGUCACAUUUGAGCCAGAGUGACAGGAAUGCCCCCCACCGUGGAAGGUGUCAUUUCCCCCGUUUUCCAGAAGGCCCAUGAGUUGGCAAGACUGUUGUCGGAAGACAGGCAUAUUGGUUUCUUGCACUUGGUGGUUUGCUGUGAUGUGUCUUUCCGGUUCUGCUCUGACCACGAAUGUCAGUAGUGCUGGGUGAGAAGCCCCGCCAGGCACAAGCAUCUUCAGUAACCCCGACCGGGUCCUCCCCAUUGACCUUGGUCCCUGGGGCAGCUGCUCGGGCUGUGGAGACAGUCUGGGAGGCUGGACACGUUUUCUGUUUCUGGCUGCCAUGAACUUCCAGUAAAAGUGGCAAUUAAUCACGA